Umbelopsis ramanniana AG is the source of this 585-nucleotide messenger RNA. RefSeq lists its product as uncharacterized. The record is from RefSeq and is a predicted model, not a curated record. The transcript has a single exon. Lineage: Eukaryota; Fungi; Mucoromycota; Umbelopsidomycetes; Umbelopsidales; Umbelopsidaceae. Bases 152 to 406 code for a protein of 84 amino acids.
GGCUAGAUACCGGCAAGGGCUGGAUACAUCACCAGCAAUUGCAAUUUUUUCUUUUAAAUUUUCCCAUCAAUUUUCUUUUUGUUUAAUACUUUCACAUCUGACAAAAAGAGCCUGCUCUUUAGUCAGACAGUUAGGCUUUAGCGAAAGGCUUAUGGUAUGCUCCUUGAGGAGUAGGCAUGCUGUCAUCGCGGGUUUCAUGCUUCUCUCCCACCUCUACUCUUUUUUCCUAUUUUUCGUCCACUGUCAAAAUGCUGUAAAUUUUUCGUUCUCUGUUCAAGUCAUUAUACCAUCAAAAGUCUCCCUCUCUCAAAAAAAAAAAAAAUUCAAUAAGAAUGCGUCAAAAUAUAUUUCAAAAAGAUAUCGGACAACAAUGUAUUUUAUUGUUCAGCCGGAGCAUCUUGUUUAAAUGGGGCUCGAGGUGUAUUUUUGAGUGAAAAAUUUACUGUUGGGCAGCAGCACGGCGACGGUCACGCUCCUCAGAAAUGGUCAACUUGAUACCCUUCUGCUUGGGAAGAGAGAUCCAGGGCUUGUUACCUUGGCCAAUGACGAAAACGUUGGACAUACGGGUAGCGAAUUGACGGUCAA